Tetranychus urticae (two-spotted spider mite) is the source of this 1827-nucleotide messenger RNA. The record is from RefSeq and is a predicted model, not a curated record. NCBI's taxonomy places the organism in Eukaryota, Metazoa, Arthropoda, Arachnida, Trombidiformes, Tetranychidae.
UAACACGAUGAUUAUGUCAAUAUUGAUCUUGAAUGAAAUCAAAAAAGCUCAAAGCUCAAAGCUAAAGCUCAAAGCUUGAAGCUUAAAGCAUAAAGUAAAAAAGUCUGUCAGCUUAGCGCCAACUGUAAAGCAUAAUCACAUGGUUUAUUCAUUAUCAACAUUACCAUAUCUCAACUUUGCCGCCAGCAACAUCUUUAUUGUUGUACAAGUGCAAUCUAUCAUUAGGAUCAUGUCCAUCUUGAGUAAAUUAUGGGAUAAAGUAUUUCUUCCUGAAUGGUCUUUCAAAUACAAUUGUUAUGAAACUGCUCACACAUGGACACCUCAUUGUUCAACAGCCUCAUGGGAAAUUGGAAGCUCGGCGUUUGCAGAAGGGUUAAAGAUGUAUUCAGCUUUAAAUACAUUACAGUUUAUACUGAACCGUAAAUAUACUCAAGAUGCUCUCCUCAAAGCCAUUGGUAAUAUAUUAAACUCGUCAACUUUCCUUGGAGUCAAUGGUUUCCUCAUGUUUAGCCUUUUCUGCGGCAUUAGACGUGCUUCUGGUAAAUUUUAUUAUUCACUGGUUGCCUUUUUACCCUCAUUCAUUGCCGCUUAUGUAGCCAUCUUUAUUGAGCGGCCUCAUCGUAGGUCAGCACUUGCACUUUACUUAAUCAACAUUGCCUCUGAAUGUCUAUACCGUGUGGCCAUUAAACGUAAACUCUUCAAGCCCAUUCCUAAAGGAGAGAUAAUGCUGUUUACAACCUCAAUGUCAGUAUUAAUGUAUCUCUACCGGAUUCGUGGUCUUGGUAAUGAUCCCAUCAGCCUUCUGAUUAAAGGUUUAAUUGGUCGUGAAGAAUCUAAAAGUGGACUCAUUCGAGCUGCCAAUACUAAGGUUGCUGUGUCUGCAAAAUCAAAUGGACCCAACAACAAAAAGCCACCAUUAAAAUCAAAUCAAUCAUUCCUAUUGUCACUGCUGUCCAAGUCUCAUCCAUCUUGUCCUCAUCAAACCUAUUCAUCUUGUUUCACUUACUUUACUCAUGGUUUGAUUAAAUCAUCUGGAUUAACGUGGUCCAUUUUAACCCUCAUCUCAUCGUUUAAAAAUCCUUCUCGUUUAAUGAAAGAUCCUUCUAUUUUAUUGAAAGCUGUUCGUAACGGUAAAAAUUUACGUUUCGCUGGUUUCCUCGGACUUUUUGUGGCAACUUUUCGCCUUGUUAAUUGUAUUCUUCGAGCAUCUUGUGGUGGCUCAGCUGACUGGCAUGCAGCUUUGGCUGGUUCACUGGCAGGUCUAACUAUGGCUCUUUCGCCAAACUCUACCAUUGCAACUUAUGUAACAUGGAAAUGUAUUGAAAACCUUUAUUGUUUGCAUUAUUCAAACGGCCUAUUGCCUGAUCCAGUACAUAUCAUACCAAUAAUUUACGCUACUAGUGUUUCAAUUAUAUUUUAUUGUGGAGUUUUAUCACCUGACACUGUAAGACCUUCAUAUGUUAAAUUUAUGGACUCUGUGACCAAACAAAGAAUUCACCAAUUUAAUCGUAAUGUGCUUUCCAUUUUCCGGACCGGGGCUGAAAAAGGUUACGAAGAUUAUAUUCCCAAUUUGGACCCAAGACAUUGUUCUAGAGCUUUCCUUGAAACAAAUUAUCUUUGGAUGCUUCCAGUGAAUUAAUUCAAUAAAUGAAUCGCUUCACAUCAAUCCAAUAUUUUAUGAUUGUCAAAGACAACAUGGAUUAAUAUUCAUGAACAAAUGAUAUGCUUAGCAGUCAGAAAACAAAAGUCAAACACCUAUCACUCAAAGUGAUUAUUAUAACCCAAAAGGUUGUUUUAUUUGAUUCAUUAACAAUAACUCAACUCAAA